This is a messenger RNA of Brachypodium distachyon (stiff brome), 2175 nucleotides long. Its product is annotated as UDP-glucuronate 4-epimerase 6. Bases 279 to 1712 code for a protein of 477 amino acids. The transcript has a single exon. NCBI's taxonomy places the organism in Eukaryota, Viridiplantae, Streptophyta, Magnoliopsida, Poales, Poaceae. The record is from RefSeq and is a predicted model, not a curated record.
AGCUUCUGUCUGUCAAUGGAGCAGCGAUUCCACCACCUCGCGCGCUAAUAAAGCACCUGAUUAACUGCUCUUGGAGACAAAUGCUGCAGCAGCGGCAGACGACGACUCCAGGCAGAUGCCGCGUCCCGCACAGCUACCCACGUCCUAGCUCUAGCCAUGUCGACCAUUAUUAUAGCUCACUCACACACACAGUCACACUCACUCACUCACUCACUCUCCAGCUCCACUCCUUGAGCCGUACCACGCGCGUACGGUAGCCCGUGACCGUGAGAGAGCAGAUGCCGCAGUCGUCGUCUUCGUUGGACGCGGCCGCCAAAGGCCGCCACGCGCACGCGCCGUCUCCCUUCUUCUCCCGGGGGCGCGCCGGCACCGGCAGCAAGCUCGUGUCAGCUUCCUCCCACCUUCUCUUCCGCGCCACCGUCCUCGCCACCAUCGCCCUCGUCUGCCUCUUCGCCGCCCACUACCCCUCCCUCCUCUCCCACUCCUUCCGCCUCUCCUCCCCCACCUCAUCGCCUCACCGGAGCCUUCUAGGCUCUUCGUCUUCCUCCUCUUCUUCUUCCUCAGCGCCGGCGUUCGGGACCGCCGCCUGGGACCGCGCGGUGCGCCGGAGCGCGACGCCGCGGCGAGCCAACGGCAUGUCGGUGCUCGUCACGGGCGCCGCGGGGUUUGUCGGGUUCCACUGCGCCAUGGCGCUCGCGGCCCGGGGCGACGGCGUCGUGGGGCUCGAUAACUUCAACGCCUACUACGACGUCUCCCUCAAGCGCUCCCGCCAGCGCCUCCUCGCAGAGAGCUCCCAUGGCCACGCGGGGGUGCUCGUGCUCGCCGGCGACAUCAACGACGCCGCCCUGCUCCGCCGCCUCCUCUCGGGCUCCGGCGCCGCCUUCACCCACGUGCUCCACCUCGCCGCCCAGGCCGGCGUGCGCCACGCCCUGCGAGACCCGCAGUCCUACGUGGCGUCCAACGUGGCCGGCCUCGUCAACCUCCUCGAGUCCGUCGCCGCAGUCAGCAACUCCUCUCGGCCCGCUGUCGUGUGGGCCUCCUCGUCCUCGGUGUACGGCCUCAACGACAAUGGCAGCAAUGGCGGAAGGCCCUUCUCGGAGGAGGACAGGACGGACAGGCCGGCGUCGCUGUACGCGGCGACGAAGAAGGCUGGGGAAGCGAUCGCGCACGCCUACAGCAGCGUCCACGGGCUCUCCGUAACGGGCCUCCGCUUCUUCACCGUGUACGGGCCCUGGGGCCGGCCCGACAUGGCCUACUUCGCCUUCGCCCGCGCCAUCGUGGCCGGCGACCCCGUCACGCUCUACGCCGGCGCCACCCGCGACUUCACCUUCAUCGACGACGUCGUCCGCGGCUGCCUCGCCGCGCUCGACGCCGCCAAGAAGAAGAAGCUCAACCGGGUGUACAACAUCGGCAACACGGAGCCGGUGCCCGUGGCGCGCAUGGUGGCCGUCCUCGAGAAGCUGCUGGGAAAGAAGGCGAGGAAGCGGGUCGUCGCCAUGCCCCGGAACGGCGACGUGCUCUUCACGCACGCUAAUGUCAGCCUCGCCGCGCGCGACCUCGGGUACCGCCCCACCACGCCCCUCGACGCCGGACUCCGGCGGUUCGUCGACUGGUUCCUCCGCUACUACAAGAUCGACAAUGGCGCCGCCGCCGGAGGCAAGCAGCAGCCGCCGGCCAAGAGGAAGAAAUCCGCCAUGUCCGCCGCCGCGUGAGGAUAAAUCUCAUUGUUGCCUUGCCAUGCACUUCUGCGUCGAUCAACCAUUGUUUAAGCCAAUGUCGCUUUCGAUUCUUGAGGAUGAUGCCACCAUGCUGGAGCUUAGUGGGAAGGGAAUCAUGGAGGUGGCAAAGGGAAGGGGAUUCUUUCUUUCUUUCGUUGCGUAAGCAGACUAAACUAUUUAGGGGAAGAAAAGAUUGGGGUGGUAUACGAAAGGCCAGAGGCAGGACACGGAGCAAGAAAGAUGAGGCCACUGGCUUCCCUUUUGGUUCUGGAUUGUUUCUGCUCAGCUUCUUUUCCUUUCUUUUUUUUGUGCCAUUCACUCUUAUUCACCAUUUGGUUAAUAAUCAGUCUUGUAACCUGUGGAAUGUGAAUGAUCAUGGCAAGAAACACAGAAUUACUGUGCUGGAUGUAAGUCCAAGCAUCUGCAGUUUUCCAGGCUGUCCAAAAUACACUUCGAA